This is a messenger RNA of Penicillium brasilianum, 2315 nucleotides long. Lineage: Eukaryota; Fungi; Ascomycota; Eurotiomycetes; Eurotiales; Aspergillaceae. The record is from the annotation of a GenBank genome assembly.
GGAACCUUUUGGUGUCACAGCAGGCUCUAGCAAUGUUAUUUAAGAGAGAGACCGAACCAUCUUUCCCUCUUUCAUUUUCUCUUGACGGUCGAGAGAGCGAUGUCGUUCAUGUUAUCUUUUCUUGAUACCCCAUAAGUGCAGAGUGCGUUGCGUUCCUUCCUUAGUAGACAACCUUCCCAAUACCGAUUCCCCGCGACGGCCAGUUACUCUUUAGAAAACCAUGCAGCCCUCCGAGAUGUUCGUUGGGUCGAUCGAUCAGGGGACGACCAGCACCCGGUUUCUGAUCUUCAACCGCGAUGGUGAACCCGUUGCAUCCCACCAGGUGGAAUUUGGCCAGAUCUACCCACAUCCAGGCUGGCACGAACACGAUCCCCUCGAACUCGUCUCGUCCGUGGAGACCUGCAUCGCAGGCGCCGUCCAAACCUUCGAAAGCCUCGGCCAUGCCCGCGCCAGCAUCGCCUGCGUGGGAAUCACUAAUCAACGCGAAACAACGGUCGUCUGGGACCACAAGACGGGUGAACCCCUCCACAACGCCAUUGUGUGGACCGACACCCGCUCCCAAGCCAUCGUCUCCGAACUAAAAGCCCGACCCGGCGCCUCCCAUCUCCAAUCCCUCUGUGGCCUCCCGCUAUCAACAUACUCGUCGGCGACAAAACUGCUAUGGAUGCUCGCACACGUGCCCAAGGUCAAAGAGGCCUUUGAUCGCGGGACUUUGGCGUUUGGAACCGUCGAUGCUUGGCUGGUGUACCGUUUGAAUGGCGGCGCGGCUGCUAACGUGUUUGUCUCGGAUUCGACAAACGCUUCACGGACCAUGUUUGUGAAUCUGGAGAAGUUGCAGUAUGAUGAUGCUUUGCUGGAUUUCUUCGGUAUCAAGGGGAAGAUUCAUUUGCCGAGGAUUGUCCCCUCGAGCGACCCCGAGGCGUACGGGGUGAUUGCGAGCGGUGUCCUUGCCCAUGUGCCCAUUAUGGGGUGUCUGGGUGAUCAGUCAUCGGCGCUGGUGGGACAAAAGGGGUUCUCGCCAGGCAUGGCGAAGAACACAUACGGCACAGGCUGCUUCCUGCUGUAUAAUGUUGGCGAGAAGCCGGUGAUCUCAAAACAUGGGCUACUGGCGACGGUGGCAUAUGAUUUUGGCGGGAAGCCCGUGUAUGCGCUGGAGGGGAGUAUUGCGGUAGCCGGGUCCGGGGUAAAAUUCCUGCAGAAUAAUCUUUCCUUUUUCCAGGACUCGGAAGAGGUGAAUGACUUGGCUUUGACGGUGGAGGAUAAUGGGGGUUGUGUGUUUGUGACUGCGUUUAGUGGCUUGUUUGCGCCCUAUUGGAUCGACGAUGCCAAGGGGACAAUCUUUGGGAUCACCCAGUAUACGCAAAAGGGGCAUAUUGCCCGCGCCACCCUCGAAGCAACUUGUUUCCAGACGAAAGCCAUCCUCGACGCAAUGGAAAAGGACAGCGGCAAGGCUCUUUCUGAACUCGCAGUGGAUGGAGGAAUGAGCAACUCAGAUCUAGCAAUGCAGACCCAAGCAGACCUCAUUUCUAUACCGGUAUAUCGUCCCCAAAUGCGCGAAACCACCGCAUUGGGUGCCGCCAUUGCCGCCGGCCUCGCCGUAGGCAUGUGGCGCAAUUUUGCCGAGCUGCGCGACAUCAAUCGCGCCGGUGGCGCCGUCUUCGAGCCCCAAAUCACCCGCGAAGAAAGCGCAGCUAAUUUUGGUAAAUGGGAGAAAGCAGUGCGCAUGAGUAGGGGCUGGACCGGCCCAGAUAGUUCACCGAACAAGGAUGGGGAUAGAAACUUGGACGCCGAGAUCAAGUCCAUCUCGCACGACACUCAAUUCAACAACAUGACCAAGACCACAACCAACGGAACUACGACAGCGCCGAACGAGAGUCGAGGCGUGGGUAUUCUCAAGGCCGUGCCACGACAGAAUACUUCGCCGCUGGUAUCGGAACUGGUGACGAGUGGGGGUCUAGGUACAACGCUGAAAGUUAAGACGAGAACCGCUGCAAAUGGUGAUGCAGACAGAAAUAGGGAUUGGGACUUUUCACCGGCAAAGACGCCGUUGAUUAGUGUCUCGGGAGAUUUGGAUGAGGCGGAUGAGGAAGAUUUAUUCCUGGAGCUGAGGAAGGUGGAGAUUUUGCAAAAGUUGAAGAAAUUGAGGAAGUUGAAGCUGAAUUAUUUCUAGGUUGGGAUAUUGAUUCGUAUAUUGAGAUAGCGAGGCAGGAUGGAGUCAAAGUUCAAGUUGGUUGGCGUUUAGAUAGUGAGGGCUUGCUUUUUGAAGAGUGAGCCGGUUCAGGUGAAUCUGAUGGGAAUGCCAUUGUUGACAGAAA